Molecule: messenger RNA, 819 nt
Organism: Alnus glutinosa
Lineage: Eukaryota; Viridiplantae; Streptophyta; Magnoliopsida; Fagales; Betulaceae
Exons: 4
Coding region: 92-637 (181 amino acids)
Source: RefSeq, a predicted model, not a curated record
GACCCUUCACCCAUUCUAUCACGCAGAGAGAGAGACAGAGAGGGAGAGAGAGCACUUUCAUAGAAAAAGAUCAAACAAAGUUAGACUCAUAAUGGUGGGGCAGCGGACGGUGACUAAACCAAGCCGCAGCGACGAGGUGUUGGAUGCAGAUGAACAACUGAGAAUUGCCGACAAGAUCAGAGCUCAGUUCGAGACCCUGGCCCCCAAGCGACCCGUCAAGCCCAACAGAAGCGAGUCUGACUCGUCAACAUCAACCCCAGUGGAGUCUACAACCGUAGACGAAACUAUUCCUGAGCUUGACAAGUUCCGAGCCCUUCGAUCUCAAUCUCAUGUUAUAGUACCGGCAGAGGGAGUUAUCGAGGUGCAAGAUGAGUUUGUGGAGACCCAUUACUACAGCGAGCUACAGUCCGUUGACAAACAGCAUCACACGACUGGAAGUGGGUUUAUAAGGGUGGCGGGGGAAGGAGGUGAAGGUGGAUCUGAUGACAUUCGGUUGCAGAAAGGCCAUGAUGGCGCAGGUGGGAUGGCGGCGUACACUAGCUUCAGAAGCAAUCCUGCGACAAACGAUUGGGUUCCAAACGUCGAUGAAGAUCAGGUCUUUGUCUCCUCAAAGCCAAAUCGGAGCGAGAGUUCUUAGAUAUGCCGGCGGCGGCGGGGCAGUGGAGACUUUGAGAAGGGCUUGUACCAACUUUUACUUUUACUGUUCGGUGUUACUGGAUAAAGCUCAGAUAAGGAUGUGUUUGGUGACAGCUUAAAAAAUCCGCAUAUUGGCUUACUGGCUUUUGAAUAACGCAACCAACAACUUCUACAUUGUUCUUA